Messenger RNA from Juglans regia (Persian walnut), 997 nucleotides. RefSeq names its product RNA polymerase II transcriptional coactivator KELP-like. Lineage: Eukaryota; Viridiplantae; Streptophyta; Magnoliopsida; Fagales; Juglandaceae. Gene Ontology annotation, molecular function: transcription coactivator activity; DNA binding. Gene Ontology annotation, biological process: positive regulation of transcription initiation by RNA polymerase II. Bases 177 to 650 code for a protein of 157 amino acids. The record is from RefSeq and is a predicted model, not a curated record. The transcript is spliced from 3 exons.
AAAACCGACAUGCCUUCUCUCGUAGGAUACUCUUUACAUGUGCCCCAUCGCAUACGAUAGGCCCUUUACACUGUAUCUUUCCUUCUCCCCUUGGACAUCGAUAAACACAGACAAAGUUCCCGGUAUUGAAGCUAGAAGGAAGCUCUCUCUCUCGCGCUGUCAGAGACCUUGGAAAAAUGGAACCCGAAAUCCAGGAGCGAAUCGAAAAUACAGUUCGGAGGAUUCUCAAAGGGUCCGACAUGGAGGAGAUGACGGAACACAAGAUCCGCAAGCAGGCAUCGGCUGAGCUCGACCUCGACCUCUCCGAGCCGCCUUACAAGGCAUUUGUCAAGCAGAUCGUCCAGUCCUUCCUCGAGAAACAAGUAGAAGAAGAAGAGGAAGAAGUAGAAGAAGAACGAGGAGCGCGCCGUAAGGAGUACGAUGAUGAUGGUGAUCUUAUCAUUUGUAGGUUGUCAGAGAAGAGAAGGGUAACGAUCCAAGAUUUCCGGGGAAAAACUUUGGUGUCCAUUAGGGAGUACUACAAAAAAGAUGGCAAAGAGCUUCCUACUUCUAAAGGAAUAAGCUUGACAGAGGAGCAAUGGUCAACCUUCAAGAAGAAUGUACCUGACAUCGAGAAAGCCAUUAGGAAGAUGGAGUCUAGGAUCAUGUGAAAAUGUCAUCAGUAUGUUCUUUUGAACCAACUUUGCCAUUGAGGCAUAAUCUGGGUUUCAAGGUGGCAGAACAUUUUAUUCAGAACUGGAACUGCUGUAGUGCCUGUGCACGUUUUGGACAUGGAGACAAUCUGAAUGAUGAAGUAUAUGUUAAAGCUUUAAAUGAAUCAGCAAUCUCUGUUGUCUUCUCUUGUUCCUUCUCUUUUACCCCUUAUUUUGUGUGUUGGCAACCAAAGAUUGAAACAUAUGUUAUGUUGAUAUUGGCAGUGGACUUCAAUUCCUAUGGCAAGAUUCCAUUCCAAUGGUGAAACUCGUGCUCAUUGUCAGGCAGUACUGUUCAAGAGUAA